AGAAGGACGAGAGAGGUGGCUGAGGAGCCCGCUCAGCUCUCUCCUGCCCUACUGGGACGGGGUGGCCGGCUGGAAACACUUAUUAAUUCAUUACGAGCGGGCAGAUGUCCCUUUAAGGUCCUGUGCUCCCUGAGGGCUGCAGCCGGAGGUUUGAGGGGGCACAUUUGGCUUUAUUUGUACAUCUUAGCGCUAGGCUCGUUCUACGGGGAGGUGUCCAAAAGCUCAGAGGUCUCUGAGGGGGAGGUGGGAGGAAAGUUGUGUGCGGGGGGAGGAAGCUAAAUUCUUCUUGAUGCGGAGAAGCAGCGCAAAGACUGAAUAACAAACAGGAAAUGCCUGACUCGGCUGCAGGGCGGGCGGGCGGCGCAGAGCCCUGAGCUCCCUCCACUCGCAGCGCAGCGCUGGCAGCGGGACCCUCUCGCACCGACCCUGCCCCCGGACCGGGCUCCCGGGCCCGCAGGAGCCCAGGCAUGGCUGCCUCCUACUGGAUGCUGACAGCUCUUUUUCACCUUAUUGGCUCUUCUAAUGUUGAUGUGAAAAAUGCAAUGACCUUCAGUGGGCCUCUGGAAGACAUGUUCGGGUACACUGUUCAACAGUAUGAAAAUGAGGAAGGGAAAUGGAUACUUAUUGGUUCACCAUUAGUUGGCCAACCUGAGAAAAGAACAGGAGAUGUAUACAAAUGCCCUGUAGGAAGGGACACCCAAUCUCCCUGCAUAAAACUGAACUUACCAGCUUCUACUUCAGUUCCCAAUGUUGUGGAAGUAAAAGAAAACAUGACUCUUGGAACAACUUUGGUAACUAACCCAAAAGGAGGCUUUCUGGCAUGUGGACCACUCUAUGCUUAUAAAUGUGGCCGUUUGCAUUACACAACUGGAGUCUGUUCUAAUGUGAGCUCCACUUUUGAAACCGUCGAGGCAAUUGCUCCAUCUGUUCAAGAGUGUAAAAACCAGCUGGACAUUAUUAUAGUCCUCGAUGGGUCCAACAGCAUUUAUCCAUGGGAGAGUGUCACAGACUUCCUAAACAGCCUCCUGAGAAACAUGGAUAUAGGUCCUCAGCAAACACAGGUUGGAAUUGUUCAGUAUGGGCAGACUGUAGUCCAUGAAUUUUUCCUGAAUACAUACUCAACAACAGAAGAUGUGAUGGCUGCAGCCACAAGAAUACGUCAGCGCGGUGGCACACAAACCAUGACAGCCCUGGGAAUAGAUACAGCAAGGAAAGAAGCUUUUACUGAGGAUAAUGGUGCUCGAAGAGGAGUACAAAAAGUGAUGGUUAUUGUGACUGAUGGGGAAUCACAUGACAACUACAGAUUAAAAGAAGUGAUUGAUGAUUGUGAAGAUGAAAACAUUCAGAGAUUUGCUAUUGCUAUUCUUGGCAGCUACAGCAGGGGAAAUUUAAGUACUGAGAAAUUUGUAGAGGAAAUAAAGUCAAUUGCCAGUAAACCUACUGAAAAGCAUUUCUUCAAUGUCUCAGAUGAAUUAGCUCUUAUAACUAUUGUUGAAGCGCUUGGAGAGAGAAUAUUUGCUCUGGAAGCAACAACAGACCAGCAAGCAGCCUCAUUUGAAAUGGAAAUGUCUCAAGCUGGUUUCAGUGCUCAUUAUUCCCAGGACUGGAUCAUGCUUGGAGCUGUUGGAGCAUAUGAUUGGAAUGGCACAGUGAUCAUGGUGAAGGACAGCGAUAUUUCUAUGCCAACUAAUGAUACUUUUCGCGACAGGCAUUCAGAAAAAAAUGAACCCCUUGCAGCCUAUCUAGGAUAUACCGUGAAUUCCGCACUGACGCCUGGAGGUGUGCUAUACAUAGCAGGGCAGCCACGAUACAAUCACACUGGCCAAGUUAUCAUCUAUAAAAUGGAAGGAAAAGAGGUACAAGUGCUUCAGAGGCUAAAUGGUGAACAGACAAAGUUUGACUAUCAGAUGAGUCUUGAACCUAUAAAGCAAACAUGCUGUUCGGCCAUCAAACAGGACACCUGCAAAGUUCUUAAGAAUGAGCCUUGCGGUGCACGCUUCGGGACUGCGAUUGCUGCAGUGAAGGAUCUCAACCUUGAUGGAUAUAAUGACAUUGUAAUAGGGUCUCCCUUAGAGGAUGAUCACCGGGGAGCUGUUUAUAUUUAUCAUGGCCAUGGCAACACAAUCAGUAAAAAAUAUUCACAGCGUAUUGCAUCAGGUGGAGAUGGGGAAAAAGUGAAAUUUUUUGGCCAGUCUGUGCAUGGAGAAAUGGAUUUAAAUGAUGAUGGGCUGAUUGAUGUCACCAUUGGAGGCCUUGGUGGGGCUGCCCUCUUCUGGUCUCGUGAUGUGGCUGAAGUAAAUGUUUCCAUGCAAUUUACACCCAAAAGCAUCAAUAUCCAACAGCAAAAUUGCCAGAUAAACAUAAGGAAAACAAUAUGCAUAAGUUCCACAAUUUGUUUUAAGACCAGACUAAAGUCAAAGGAAGAUACAUUAGAAUCCAAUCUGCAAUAUUGGAUUACUCUUGACUCACAAAGACAAAUAUCUCGAAGCUUGUUCAUGGAAAGUCAUGAAAGGAAAAUGCAAAAAAAUAUAACUGUCAAAGGGUCCGAAUGUAUUAAACAUAACUUCUACAUGUUGGAUAAGCCUGACUUUCAGGACUCUGUAAAGGUUUUGCUGGAAUUCAAUUUUUCUGAUCCAGAGAGUGGACCUGUUCUUGACAGCAAUCUGCCAAAUUCAGUAUCUGAAUAUAUUCCUUUCACCAAAGAUUGUGGAGCAAAAAAUAAAUGCAUUUCAGAUCUUGUUCUGAAAGUAAAAGCAAGCAUAGCUGGAGACAGUUCUUCUCCAUUCAUUGUAAAGACACGCAAUGAUAAAUUCACUAUCCAGCUCUCUGUGAAGAACAAAAAAGACAGUGCUUACAAUACCAGAGUUUUGGUUCGAUAUUCUCCAAAUAUUAUUUUUUCUGGCAUUGAGGAUAUACAGAAAGAUAGCUGUGAAUCUAAUCACAACAUCACUUGUAAAGUGGGAUAUCCAUUUCUAAAACCUGCAGAAGAGAUUUCCUUCAAAAUAUCAUUCCAAUUCAAUGCAUCAUAUCUCCUGGAAAAUGCCACAAUUCAUGUAUAUGCAACAAGUGACAGUGAAGAACCACCUGAGACCUUGAGUGACAACAGAGGACAUGUUACAAUUCCAGUAAAAUAUGAAGUAGGAUUAAUAUUUGUAAGUGUUUUCAAAGAACACCACAUUAUAAUUUCACCAAAUGAUACAGUUCCUAGUGCUAUUAACACAACUGAGCAGAUUGGAGAUGAAGUUACUCUACAUUAUAGGAUUGAAAAAGGUGAACACUUCCCAAUGCCAAACCUCACACUGAAGAUCUUAUUCCCCAAUAUAACAGCAGCCAAGAACACUCUUCUCUAUCUUACUGCAUUGUCACAUUCCCAAAAUGCCAUCUGCCAAAGCAGUUACCCUGUAGAUCCUUUCAAGAUCAGCACUGGGAAACCAUUUGUGUUGACAAAAAUAAGAGAACCUACAAAGGAUACAAUUAUGGACUGUGAUACAUACAGCUGUGCAUCCAUAAACUGUGCCCUGGUCCCAUCUGAUGUAUAUCAAGUGAAUGUUUCACUAAGAGUGUGGAAACCUACCAUCAUAAAAGCAAGUAUUCACAGCUUAACCCUUGUUGUGAAAGCACUACUUAGGAGUGAGAACUCAUCACUGAUUUUGAGAAAUGACCAUCAAAAACUGGAGACUAUGAUUAAGAUUUCCAAAGAAUUCCCACCAGGUACAGUUCCAUUAUGGGUUAUUCUCCUGAGUAUCUUUGCUGGACUCUUGAUUCUUGCUCUGCUUAUAUUUGCUUUGUGGAAGGCGGGAUUUUUCAAGAGACCACUAAAGAAGAAAAUGCAAAAAUGAAAAAAAAAAAAAAAAGCAGAAAUUUUUGCUCAGGUCUGCCUCAAAAAUGUCACUGUAAACUCAAAAACUUAUACAUACAGUGGUUACAAUGUUUCUUAAACUCUGGUGCAUUAAUAAAAAAGAAGCAGAACAAAAAGAAAUAAAUCAAGCACUCAUGCAUACAAAUGAUGCAAAGGAAGAAUAAAAAGCCUUAUUACAUUUUGUGAUACUUAAGGGCAUACUUUCCUGUUUUACUCAUUUUUGGAGAGUGACUGAGCUUAAAGAUUCUGAUGUUUUUCAAUAUGGAAAAUGUGUAAUCCUAUUUUUAUAUAUGUAUGUAUGUGGACUCCUUCUUCAUUCCAAAUUAUGUAACAAGUCAUCUUUUAUGUAGGAAUCCCAGUCUUCUUUAUCACCUUACAUUUUUCAAAAGGAAAAAAUGUAAUUUCCAAAACUUCCUCCUUAUGUCAGUUCUGUGAGACCAGUAUGCCGGUGAAACAGAACAUGCAAAAAUUGAGAAUUUACCAAAUACAGUAUUGUAACUGAUGUGAUGCCAAUUCAGAAGAUGGAAGCACCUGCAGAAUCUUGAGUGAAAAUUACUGAAAUGCCUUGGACUUCUCUUUCUGCUUGUUUUAGAGUUUCCAGCUGGAUACAGGCUUUUCCAAGAAAGAUUUUUUUAUGGUCAAAUGAACCAUAAAGGAUUGAUCUAUUAAAUUACAUAACUGUUUGAACUUGAAACAGAUUUUUGGCAGGCCUAAAAAUGUAUGCACAAAACAUUAAAGUCCACCUGAUUGUACACUGUACUCAAAUAAUCCGGGGCACAAUUGUGUCUGCAAAUUGAAAAGUCCUUCUUUAUGCAGUGAAAGCUUAGAGGUACCCUGAGAGUUUGACUCUUGCUGUAUAUCUUGGAGUAACCAGAGGGGUGCUUUCUUAAACUGUCACUGUAAAUUUAUUGUGAACCUGUUUAAUUUGAAGAGUUUAAAGUGAACAAAAUUAUAAUUAACAAAGAAUCACAGAUAUGGAAACUCAGGACCGGAAACCUUUUUUAAGUAUUAUAAAUCACACCUCAUCCUUAUACUUAAAUGUUUCAAAAGUGGUGAAGGAUUUGCAUACUAAAUAAGCACUUAAAAUGUUUAUUUUGUGUCAAAGAGUAGAAUUUUAUACGUGAAUACACUGAAAUCUAGAUAGCAAAACAUUUCUGUCAAUCUACUUAAACUAUUCUGUUUCCUUCUUUCUUUAAAGCACUUGUUUUCCUUCCACAAGGAUCGGUCCCCAAGGACUCUUGGGUUGUGUCUAGUCCUUGAGAGUAUCCUGCAUAAGUUGCAGCCACACAAAAUUAAUAGAAGAAAAUGUGGGCAUGCUUUGUUGCCCCAGCAUGAGAUGACUUGAUAUUGAUUGCCAAUAGAUCAGAAAAUGUUGAGGAGUCAUAUUAAGUUUUGCCUCACCAAGGAAGCCAGGAAAAUUUGACAAAUGUCACUGAAAUGAAAAAAGGUUUUAACUUUGCACUGCCUUUAUAGGCAUUGCUUUAAAAGCAAUAAUAUAUGUUAAAAAGACCUCUUUUUUUUCUGUUUUUUUCUUUAAGAAGAGACCACAGAUUGAGUGGAACAUUGUGGCAAGUGCAGCAUGUUAAGUGUGCCAGAAGGUGCUUUAUUGUUUGAAAUGUGUAAUAUUGAAGUCCUUUCUAUUAAGUCUUAAUUAGAGAGAUUAGUUAUUGGGAGAGGAUGAGAUAUAUGUGAAUGCAGCAAGUAGGAUUAAGUCUGAUAUUUCUCCUUGUGUCUGUGGGAAAGAUGGUUAUUUCAUAACAACAGUCUGCUGAAGGUAGCAGCACGAAUCAGAGGAGAGGGCAAAGCGUUCUGUGGGAACACUGUGGGUGGCUGUGCUUAGCAGAGCCUGGCAGAGCCACCAAGUCUGCAGGCGGACUUGCUGUGCUGGCUGCAGGCCUAACAGUGUGCCCAAACCAAAGGGGUGUGAGAUGAAUUGUGAGCAGAGAAGGAAGACC
Calypte anna (Anna's hummingbird) is the source of this 5814-nucleotide messenger RNA. It is a transcript of the gene ITGA1, whose product is annotated as integrin subunit alpha 1. NCBI's taxonomy places the organism in Eukaryota, Metazoa, Chordata, Aves, Apodiformes, Trochilidae. Gene Ontology annotation, biological process: cell adhesion mediated by integrin; cell-cell adhesion; integrin-mediated signaling pathway. Bases 468 to 3839 code for a protein of 1123 amino acids. Gene Ontology annotation, molecular function: integrin binding. The record is from RefSeq and is a predicted model, not a curated record. Gene Ontology annotation, cellular component: integrin complex; external side of plasma membrane. The transcript is spliced from 29 exons.